UGGGGGUGCAGCGCGCCCUGGAGGGGAUCGGGGAUCUUAUUGUAUUCUGAUGUUUGCAGACUGAACACCUGCGCUGCUAAUGAAGGGGCUGCAGGCCUCGUCCUUGGAACAGGAACUUUAGGGCUCUUGCACACGAGCGGAUCCCGUGCGGGUUUUGAGCAGCCACGUGACCCACAUCAAGGGGACCUGAACUGUAGACACUUUAUUGUCUCCAAUAAUUAAUCAAGAAAAUGUCGAGCUCCUCAUCUUUGAACAUCUCUGGAGCCAUACAGUCAGUGGCUGAGAUCUUCCAACGCCAUCGUUUGCCUCUGCUCUGUGCAGCCGGGGUUGGAGUCACAGCAGUUGCUUCUUGGAUGUGGUGGAGACGAAAAUGUGGGGAACAUGUGGAGCUGAGAAAAGUAGGUACAGUCUCCCAGCUUCUUAUACACCCCAUCAAGUCAUGUCAAGCCAUCUCUGUGCAAGAAGCAGAGUGUCUGGAGCUGGGGUUGAGACAUGAAGAACUUUGGGAUCGGCACUGGCUGGUGGUGACUGAGGAAGGUCAGAUGGUGACUGGUCGGCAGGAGCCACGAAUUGUGCUUAUAUCUGUGACUGGCUGUGGAGACUCUCUCUGCCUUGAAGCCCCAGGGAUGGAGAAGAUAAUGGUCCCAGUAGUACAGCCCAAGAGUAACAAAAUUUUGGAUUGCCGAGUAUUUAGCUGUGACAUCCAGGGUCGGGACUGUGGAGAUGAGGUGUCUCGUUGGCUGACUUCCUAUUUUCAGAGUAGUGGACCCUACCGCUUGGUGCAUUUUGAGCCUGAUAUGAUGAAGCCACGGAAGUCCAAGAAUGCAGAGAGACCUUUCCGGGAGAAAGAUAUCGUUGCCUAUCCCGAUGCCAGUCCCAUCAUGCUGCUGUCUGAAACAUCACUGGAAGAACUCAACAGACGACUAGAAGAACCUGUCUCACUGGCAAAUUUUCGACCUUGCAUUGUUGUGUCUGGGUGUGAGGCGUUUUCAGAGGAUGGUUGGGAUGAUGUAAAGGUGGGCACCGCAAGACUGAAGAGGGUCAUGGCAUGUGGUCGAUGUAUCUUGACCACAGUGAAUCCAAAAACUGGAGUUUUGACCCGGCAAGAACCACUGGAUACACUGAGAACCUUCCGACUGAGUGAUGAGUCCUUGAGCCACCUCUACAAAAAAGCACCCCUCUUUGGCCAAUAUUAUGGGGUUGACAAAAUUGGAAAGUUAAGAGUUGGAGAUCCAGUGUAUCAAGUGGUCCGUCAGGGAUAGAAACUAUUCUGGUAUUCCCCGGCUGACAAUCCAUAUGGCCACUGUGACAUCUUCAACAGGAGUUGUCACUCAACACUAUAGUCCUGAAUGGCAAAUCUUCCUUGACAUGGGAAGAGGGAUGCAUGACUACACAAUUGGGCCUCAUGCAUACGUCCAUAUCCAUUUUGUGGUCUGUAAAUUGCAGAUCUGACGUCUUGCAUCCACAUUUCUUGUGGACCCUUUGACUUUAAUGGGGCUGUGGUCUGCAUUUUGCAGACCCGUAUAGGACAUGUUCUAUCUUUUUGUUGUAUGGACAUACGGAUGUGGAAAGCAAAAUGCGAACCGCUGACCCAUUAAAAACAAUGGGUCCGCAAAUUAAAUUGAGGAGGGCACGCGCUAGUGUCCAUAGGGCCUUAUGCCGGUUUGCCAUUCAGGAGUGUUGACCAUAUUGGUUAUUGCCCAGUUUUUGGAAAAACUCGUAGUUAAAAAAAAUAUAUAAAAAUGUCCCCUCAUGUGCCUGGCGCUCCACAUGAAAUAUACUUACCCCGGGCGCCGCUCCUGGUCCCCGCACUGCCACUGCUGCUUCUCCCUGCACACGGAUGAAAACAUCCGCUGUCGGGGGGAGCAGCCAAUGGGGGACGGGGGAAGAGCCUCCCUAGCAACGCUGGUGACGCUAGGAAGGCUCGUCCCUGCCUGCCAUUGGCUCCUUCCCCCCCGACACCGGAUGUUUUCAUCCGUGUGCAGGGAUAAGCAGCAGCGGCGGUGCAGGGACCAGGGUAAGUAUAUUCCAUGUGGGGUGCCUGGCACAUGAGGGGACAUUUUUAUACUCUUGGAGAACCCCUUUAAUGACAAGAUAAUGACUCAAACAGCGCCACAUCAAUCCGAAGGAUAUGUCUGGUAUUGCACCCCAUUGAAGCUGCGACGCCACACACAACCUGUAGACAAGUGUGGCCCAGUUUCAGAAAACAACUGUAUUAUUAUUAUUUUUUUCUAAUCAUUUAUAACUUAUUUUAAUUUGUAGUCUAGUUAAUUGUGGUUGAUUUAACCCUGCAUCUGCCAGGUGUUGGCACUGGUUGUACCCCUCAUGUAGCCGGAUCCCUAUAUUGUAUGGUCCCUGGGUUAUCAGUAACAGUGAUUGAAAUAUUUACUUUCUGAUGCUAAACUGGAAAUAUAGAUUAACUGGAUUACAAUACAAUAUCUCAUGAUUUACUGUGAUCACAUUGCAGAAGACUGCACAGUAUCUUCAUCAUCGUCCACAAUCAUGGGGGACGGGCCUCUGUACCAAUCCUUGGAUAAUAAAUAUACAUGUGUACACGCA
Molecule: messenger RNA, 2559 nt
Organism: Bufo gargarizans (Asiatic toad)
Lineage: Eukaryota; Metazoa; Chordata; Amphibia; Anura; Bufonidae
Product: mitochondrial amidoxime-reducing component 1-like
Exons: 2
Coding region: 231-1262 (343 amino acids)
Biological process (GO): nitrate metabolic process
Cellular component (GO): mitochondrial inner membrane
Molecular function (GO): nitrate reductase activity; molybdenum ion binding; molybdopterin cofactor binding
Source: RefSeq, a predicted model, not a curated record